This is a messenger RNA of Sphaerodactylus townsendi, 3720 nucleotides long. RefSeq names its product dynein axonemal assembly factor 2 (gene DNAAF2). The transcript is spliced from 3 exons. Lineage: Eukaryota; Metazoa; Chordata; Lepidosauria; Squamata; Sphaerodactylidae. Gene Ontology annotation, cellular component: cytoplasm. Gene Ontology annotation, biological process: axonemal dynein complex assembly. The record is from RefSeq and is a predicted model, not a curated record. The coding region runs from base 130 to 3021 and encodes 963 amino acids.
UUUCCAUGGCAACCGGCCGGCCAUCUUGCUAGGCCUCGUUUCCAUAGCGACGCCGCCGCCAGCCGCCAUCUUGUUUGCGCCGGUCUCCACGGCGACCGGCUCCCGCGAUCCCCCUCAGCCGGCAGCGCGAUGGCGGGCCGGUCGAGCCUGGAGGAGCUGGAGCUGACGGGCGAGGAGGCGCGGCGGCUGCGCGAGGCCUUCCGCGACGAGGGCUUCCGCAGCCUCUUCGCCGAGUACGCGGCCGAGCUGGCCGACCCGGCGCAGCGGGCCGUGUACGAGGCGGAGGUGGUGGCGCUGGAGCGGCAGCGCGGCGUCGAGGCCCGCUUCCUCCACCCGGCGCCCGGCUGGGUGCUGCGGACCAGCCAGGCCGGCAGCCGCCGCUGCUACCUCAACGUCUGCGGCAACGCCCUGGUGGGGCGGCCCGAGGCCCGGCGCGCGCCCGGCGGCGCCUGCUGGUCGCUGCCGCACUGCCUGUCGCCCGGCCGGGAGGAGCUGGGCCGCGGCCCCGGAGCGCCCCGCCGCCUGGUCUACGACGUGGUCUUCCACCCGGACGCGCUCCGCCUGGCCGCCCGCUCGGCCCGCUUCCGCCGCCUGGUGGACGAGACGGCGCUGGAGGCCGUGGAGCGGCGGUUCUCGCCGGGCCUGGACCGCGCCAACGCCGUCCCGCUGCGGGGCACCAAGUACAAGGGCGUUCCGCAGGCCACCCUCCUCCGCACGCCGCUGCCCGGGGGCGCCCCGCCGGAAGCAGGAGGAGAGGGGGGCUCGCCGCUGCCGCCCUUCCCCACGCCCUACGCCUACCCGCCGCCCGCCCCGGGGCCCGAACCCGCCGCCCCGACCGCCCCGACCGCCCCGACCGCCCCGCGCUGGACGCUGCGGCAGCGCUGCUACGUGGACCUGCAGGACUACCGCUGCAGCCGCGACUCGGCGCCCAGCCCGGUGCCGCGCGAGCUGGAGGUGGCGGUGGAGCUGCCCCUGCUGAGCUCGGCCGCCCAGGCCCAGCUGGAGGUGCGCGGGCGGGAGCUGCGCCUGGACUCGCGCCGCCCCGCCGCCGCCUACCGCCUGCGCCUGCCCUUGCCCUACCCGGUGGACGAGGACGGCGGGCGGGCCGCCUUCGACAAGAGCCGGCGGCGCCUGGUGGUCACCUUGCCCGUGCGGCCCCGGGAGGAGGGUCAAGGGCCGGGCGGCGAGCAGCAGCAGCAGGACCCUCCGGCCAGCGGCCGCUCGCCUUCCUCCCCGGCGGAACAGCCCGGGCCUCUGACCCACGUGGCUGCAAACCACGUGCAGCUUCCGGCGUGCGCUGAAGAAAGCGGUCCGGCGGCGGACAGAGGCGGCGAAGGGGCGACCGCUGCUGAGGCUUGUCCCGGCCCUCUCGCGGGCCACUUGGGGUCCGCCCUGGAGCCACUCGGGGACCUUGAGACGGCUGCUCCGGGCGCCGCGGACAGUAACCUCUGUGACAGGAGCCCAGGUGCGAGUGCCUCUGAAGGUGGCGGCGGCGGCGACAAGGGCCACGAGGCUGGUCCCAUUCCUCUUGACCCCCAGGUGUGUGUGGGUAGAAGCCUGGAGCUUCCUGUGUGCUGCAGCAUAACCAGCCCUCCUCCUCCUCCUGGAACUGAAGUGGGGCCAUGUGCCACCAUGGAUCUUGAAAAAUGCCCCGCGGUCACAGAUGUGGUGCCCUCGCCAGAGCUUGGUGAUGCCACCCUCCCUGCGACAGUUGAUGCCACCAUCCCUGCGACACACCUCUGUGGGGUCGACUCCAAUCAACCCGUGACCAAGACAUGCCAGAACUCCUCCACCCCAGAGGGUGGUGUGGAAACCUGUACCAGUACAGAUGUUUCUGGGUAUUCUGGUAGCUGCAGCAGUCCAGUAGUACUGGCAUCCUCCAACGCUGCCCCAGUGGUGGAUGUUUCUGUCACUGCAGCAAGUUUCACAAACAGCCCUCCAGGUUCCCCUCUGCUCUCCAGGACAGGUGCUGUGGUGGACCCAAAGAGUGCCAUAAACUCUAGUAGCAGCCCUGACUCUCCAGAGCCCCCCAGCAGCCCAGCCCCUCCUCUGUUGUGCCCUCCCUUCCAGUGCACUCAGGACGAAGAGGCCCUGACGCUGCUCUUACAAGUGCCGGAUAUCGAUCCCCACAGCCUCAAAGGGGAGGUCGACACAAAUCACUACCGGGUUAGCUUUGUCAGCAAAGACUCCGUUCCCUACACCCUCCUCUUGCACUUCCCUCCUGAAAAUAAAUUGACUUCUCCAGAAACUGGCAUCAGCGUGUCAUUAAAUAACGCUGUUAUUCACCUGACGAAGGCACCUGAGACCGCUGGACUUUGGACAAAGCUGUACUUUGGCCUGAAUGAAGAUUCCCUGCAGGAAAAGUUGUUUGUCUCUGAAGACAACGUCGCUGGGUUUCUGGACAGCCUCCAAAGACCGUUCUGCACUGGCCAGCUUGAGACGCAACAUCAGGCGUUAAUUGAAGUGCUUGAUGUGUCUGAGGACAAAUGUCAGAUCCAGUUAAAGGCACAGGAGCACGACAGCCCCAAAGCUGGUGAAGCAGAAAAGAAAGUUAAUCCUGGGACUGAGGACGGCGAGCACCCAUACAAUGCCGAAAACCACCCUCUCGUUCCUGACCUAGCAGGAGAGCACGGCAUGCAAGCCACAAAAGCCUCUCACUCCGUCGCAGCUGCGGAAACAAAGGAACCAGCUGGGUGGGGACAGCACCAUUGUUUGGAGCCUGACCCCGCUGACUCUUGCUUGGCUGCUCCAGGGAAGUCGCAGAUAACGAAGUUACAGGAGUCAGAACUUGCUUUCACAACAGACCCAAGAGCCGCACCCACAGAGCAAAUGCAACUUGGUGGGGGUGGGCACGCAGGAACCGGAGCGGACGUGCGCUCGGGCUCUGCAGAGAGCAGUAGCCUGGCUGCUCCCGUGCUCAGGGAAACCGACAUGAGAGACGGAAGCGUGCGGAUUAUUAGUCAUCACGCAACCCACUGUGCCGUCUCCUUUCAGAAUUCUUUGUUAUAUGAACUAGACUAACUGGUUGGGCGGCUAGUGGACUUUCCGUGGUUGUAACCUCUGUCGUUGCUAAUGGACUUUCUGUAGUUGCAACCCCCCCCCCCCCGCCCCCAAUUCUGUGUCUCCUUCUUAAGCGAAGAGAAGACUGCAGAAAAACCUGAUGAAAACAACAAAGAACUGAAUGUGCUGGAAAACUGUGGAGGGAUUUCACAAAUUGGUUGGGGGGGGGGGGGAGAAUCUGUUUUGUUUGUUGGGAGACACCCCCUCCCCCAAAACCAGCUCGUUAAGCUCUGCUUGGUUUCCCUCUGAACACAAAAUCCUGUUUAGUUAGGCAACCUGUUGUGCGGUUGCUCGCCUUCUGCGCAUACCCUUUCAGGCCACAGGUGCAACCCUUGUGAAGGACCCCAAGGAAACAAACGGACUUUCCCGAGAACACAUCACCUUUGCCAGCUCCAUUUGUGCAUGCAGGCUGUGCUGUUUUGCCUGUGCAGAGAGGGCCUUGGCUUCCCCUCCGUCCCACUGUUUCAAUUGUCCUCACUCAAACAGGAAACGUGUUUUGCAAUAUUGAACCUCCGGCACUGGGGCCUUUCAGAGCCACGUCAAGUUUUCCCCCGAAGCCCCGUCCCGACGGGUGAGGCUCUGCGAAUAAAAGCUGGCUUUGCUCUUGUGGCCUUUGCUGAGCUCCUGUCUAGUAUUCCUCAAGGGGAGAGGGGAUGGUUU